GUCCCUCAGGGUUCGCAGGCCCCGCCCCCCGCGGCCUGUGAUUGGACCGGCGCUCCAUCACUCAGGAUUGGGCGUUUGUCAUUGACCGGAAUGCCUGUGGCUUUUCAGAGCAGCUGUGUGGAGAUGGAAGCGAGGAAGUCACCAAGCCCACCUUCGACAUGAGUGACUUCAGGUGAUUACGGGACGGUUUAUUUAGCCUUAAAGAACUUGAAUCAGAUCCUUUCGCGUUGUUCCACAGGACACGAAGUGACUUUGAUAGUUUUUCCAGGAUUCACGCGGUUUUUCGGACGCGUUCCGUGCGCAGAGGCGCCGCUGGAGAGAGCCUGAUGCGCGCUGGAGAAUAAAAAAAGGACUUUGCGCAAACGAACGCCACAUCUCUGUACCACCAUGAGUUAGAUUAAACAUUUUCACCAACUUGAGACACACAUAAAGCACUUUUUUUUAGACAACGGGAGUCCUUAACUGGAAGUUUUCAUGCAGGACGCAUGGAGGAUCCGGUGUAAAGGUGCUCGAAGGAUGCCGUCUGGUCCCGGGUUCAGGACAUCUGGCUGUUGGAUGCUGCAGUUUGUCCCUCACAUCUGAGAGCCAUGGCUUCUGAGGUGGUGUGUGGUCUGAUCUUCAGAGUGCUGUUGCCAGUGUGUCUGGCGGCAGCAUGUCUUUUCAGGUACAAUGGACUGUCCUUCAUCUACCUCCUCUACCUCCUCCUCAUCCCUCUGUUCCCCGAACCCUCCAGUAUAACCAUGCAAGGUUACACUGGACACUUGCUGAAGUCUUUAUGCUUCUGCAGUAUGACCUUUCUCUUCAUCCACAUCGUCUAUCAAAUCACCAUCCACAGUUUGCUGGCUGCAAACUCUAUCGAUUCUGAAUUCAACUGUUCAGCGUGGGAGAAGUCAAUACGACAGAUUGGUUUUGAGAGUGUUAUUGGUGCAGAUGCAGGCAAUGGUAUCCGAGUCUUCCUGCCGGACAUUGGGAUGUUCAUGGCCAGUCUGUCCGUGUGGCUGCUGUGCAGAAAGCUGGUCCACAAGCGUCCCAGUGAAGAAAUGGCGCAGGACAACCAUGACUUUGAGCCCGAGGAGAAGGAGGAGGAUGACGAGAAAGUGGAAGAUGAUGAGGAGGAGGAGGACGAGAUGCUCUAUGACGAGGACUUUGAUGCAGAAGACGAGGCAGAGGAAGAGGAUGUGGACGGAGGAGGUCUGGAGGAGGAAGAGGAGGAGGAGGAGGAGGAGGUGCAGGAGAGCACAAAGAUGAAGAUUCUGCGCAGAGUUGCAGGAGUCGCAAAUAAACUCAAAGAGAUCAUCGGUAACCUCAUCACAACCGCUGGACAGGUGGUGGUCACCAUUCUCCUGGGAUUAACAGGUGUCACGCUGCCCUCUCUGAGCUCAGCCGUCUACUUCUUUGUGUUUUUGGGGCUGUGCACGUGGUGGUCGCUCUGCAAGACCUUCGACAAGCUGCUCUUCAGCUGUCUGUGUGUCCUCAUGGCCAUCUUCAGUGCUGGACAUCUCAUCAUACUUUAUUCCAACCAGUUCCAGUUCCUGCAGGAGGCCAUCAGCCUCAACGACAGCUACACCAGUGUGUUUGGCAUCUCCUCCAUUGUUCGGACCGACUGUUCCUCGACCUGGAAGCUUGCUGUCAACAGUGGUCUGAGCUGGCACCAUUUCGUCAAUCCCAUCAUGCUCUUGGUUCUGUACUACACACUGGCCACCUUGAUCCGUCUGUGGCUGCAAGAUCCCAUGAUCAUGCAAGAGAGUGAGGAAGAGGAGAUAAACGAGGGAAAUGAGACCGCGGGAAACAGCUUCGUUCACUCGUUGAUUGGGAAGCGGCUGCUCUGGUGGAAAGCGCAUCAGAAAACCGAGGAAAGAAAUCUAAUCUCCACUCAGGACGGGUACAGCACCUCGGAGGUAGCGGUGAUAAACUCAAAUGGGACGUCAUUUGAUUAUGUCUCUGCUGUGCCCAUUGACAACGGACCGGUCAGUCUGGACAUUUACUCAACUCCUCAGUACAAAGUGGACCAGCCUGUCGAAUUCGAAGAGAAGACGGAUGAAAACACGAAUGAGAUCUUGGACUCACAGCUGGAGGAGGAAGAGGAGAAGACAGAUGCAGAAGAGGAAGAGGAAGAAGAGGAGGAAGAGCAGGGUGGACCACCAGGAGCUCUUGUGAAAGUGUUCAAGUUCAUUAUGAAGCAGAGCUACAUCUGUGCUCUUAUUGCUAUGAUGGCGUGGAGUAUAACGUACGUGAGCUGGCUGACGUUUGUCUUUCUGCUGUGGUCCUGUACUCUGUGGAUGGUGCGUGACCGGAGGAAAUACGCCAUGAUGACCUCGCCGUUCAUGGUGGCCUAUGGGAACCUCCUGUUGGUCCUUCAGUAUAUCUGGUGUUUUGAGCGCUUGGAUCCAGUGCCGGGUUUCUUUCUGAAGAUGGAGGUGCCCUUCACUGAACUGAGCACCAAGGUUCUGUGUCAGCUGAGUUUCUGGCUUCUGCUCAGACAAACUUUGAUGGAGAGACAACAGAAGAUGGAAGAGGAAGCAGCUCUUUGUGACGUCCAAAUAGAUGAGCAAAAAAAAGAGGAAGAAAAAGAGCAAGAGGAAGAGGAGGGGGACGAGAACGACCUGAUGCAUGUGAUUGGGAAACUAGUGAUGGCUCUGCUGGUGAAAUACUGGAUCUAUGUUUGUGGAGGAAUGUUCUUCUUCGUCAGCUUCGAAGGAAAGAUGGUCAUGUACAAGAUUAUCUACAUGAUGAUGUUUCUGUCCUGCGUGGCUCUUUAUCAGGUGCAUUAUGAAUGGUGGCGCAGGAUCCUGAAGUACUUCUGGAUGUCUGUGGUGAUGUACACCAUGCUAGUGCUCAUCCUAAUCUACACCUGUCAGUUUGAGAACGCCAUCGCUACCUGGACCAGAAUGACGGGGAUAAGAGAAGAAGGACUGAAAGCCAUGGGUCUGGAGAAGUACAUCCUCUCUGAUCUGUUCACCCGUAUCUUCAUCCCCACGUCCUUCCUGCUGGUCUGCAUCCUGCACCUGCAUUACUUCCACGACCGCUUCCUGCAGCUCACCGAUCUCAAAGCCGUCAUCAGCAAAGAGCAGAGCACCAUUUACAGCUAUACUAAAGUCAGUGGUCGUAUCUAUCUGAUCGUGGAUAGACUGGCUCAUCCUGACGGGAGUCUGGCGGAUCUGACGAUGAUGAGCACAUCUCCAGAGCCGCUGCUGAAGGAGGAGAAGGAGAGAGAGUCCAUGGACAAGGUGCUGGUCGUGGACUGUGUGGAGGAGGAGGAGAAGAAGAAAGAGUCUCUGUCCAUUCAUUCAGCUCAUCUGUCCAGUCAGGAGGACAUUCAGCAGUUCAGUGCCACCACAGAUCCAGAACUGCCCUCAGAACAGAGCUCAGACCUCAAGAAUAAAUGGCACUUGGUGGUGGACCGGCUCACGGUCCUGUUCCUCAGGUUCCUGGAGUACUUCCACAAGCUGAAGCUCUUCAUCUGGUGGCUCCUGGAGAUGCACAUCAUCAAGAUCGUGUCCACUUACAUCAUCCUGCUCUCUGUUAAAGAGGUUUCGCUGCUGAACUAUGUGUUUUUGAUCUCAUGGGCGUUUGCGCUGCCGUAUCAACAGUUUCGAGUUCUCGCUUCCAGCAUUUGCACCAUCUGGACAUGUGUCAUCAUCGUCUGCAAGUUGUUUUAUCAGCUAGAGACCAUCAGACCUGAUAACUACUCAAGUAUUUGUACUAUGCCAUUAAAUUACACAGAAAAUCAAAAGAUGGAUAUGAAUUAUUCCCUACUGUACCGGAAGCCUGUGGAUCCGGCAAACUGGGUCGGUCUGGAGAAGUUUGUAGAUAUACUGCCCAACCUGAGGAAUAACUUGUUGAUGUUGGCCAUCUUGGCGUUUGAAGUCACCAUUUACAGACACCAGGAGUUUUUCCGUCUGAGAAACAAACUCUCUCCUCCUCCGUCUCGGACCAUCUUUCAUGACAUCACCCGGCAACAUCUCGACUACAGCAUCAUCAACUGCGCCAAAUACUUCAUCAACUACUUCUUCUACAAGUUUGGUUUAGAGGUGUGUUUCCUGUUGGCGAUCAAUGUGAUGGGUCAGCGGAUGGAUUUCUACUCCAUGCUGCACGGCUUGGCUUUGGCUGUGGUGAUGUACAGACGCAGGCGGAAAGCCAUCGCUGAGAUCUGGCCCAAAUACUGCUGCUUCCUGGCCUGCAUGAUCACCUUCCAGUACUUCAUCUGCAUUGGAAUCCCACCGGCUGCUUGUAAAGAUUAUCCCUGGAGGUUUCCUGGUUCCAUGAUGGAUUCUGAUGUUAUUAAAUGGCUUUACCUUCCUGAUUUCCACACUCAGCCCAACUCCAUGUUCCUCGUCUAUGACUUCAUGCUGCUGCUGUGUGCGUCGCUGCAGAGGCAGGUGUUUGAAGAUGAAAACAAAGCUGCGGUUCGUCUGAUGGCGGGAGAUAAUGUAGAGAUCUGUCGAGACCUGGACGCGGCAUCCUUCAGCGUUCACAACCCCGUACCAGACUUCAUUCACUGCAGGUCGUACCUGGACAUGCUGAAGGUGAUCAUGUUUAGCUACCUGUUCUGGUUCGUCCUGACCAUCAUCUUCAUCACGGGCACGACUCGGAUCAGCGUCUUCUGCAUGGGUUACCUGGUGGCGUGUUUUUACUUCCUGCUCUUUGGUGGCGAUCUCUUGCUCAAGCCAAUCAAGAAGAUCCUCCGUUACUGGGAUUUCCUCAUAGCUUACAAUGUCUUCGUCAUCACAAUGAAGAACGUGUUUGCUAUUUUGGCGUGUGGUUAUAUCAAGCAUUUGGUGAAGAAUAGCUGCUGGUUGGUUCAGCUGCUCAGUCUUGCCUGCACCAUAAAAGAAUACAAAGCUCUUGAAGGCGUGUCUUUAGAUGGAUGUGAGGUGCCGAGGGACGAGGCCGGGAUUAUUUGGGACAGUAUCUGCUUUACGUUCCUCCUGCUGCAGAGACGUGUCUUCAUGAGCUACUACUUCCUGCAUGUGGUCGCAGACAUCCGCGCCGGACAGAUUCUCGCAUCUCGAGGAGCAGAGCUGUUUCAGGCCAGCAUUGUGAAGGUCGUGAGAGCUCGUCUGGAGGAGGAGAAGAGAUCCAUGGAGCAACUGAAGAGACAGAUGGAUCGUAUUAAGACGCGGCAGCAAAAGUUCAAGAGAGGAAAGGAGAAGAUGCUCAGCAUGGCUCAGGUGUCUGGAGACGAGCAGAAACUCGUCCAACCUGACGACAACGAAGACGAUGACGAUGAGAAAAAGAAAAACAAGGUGCAAAAAAAGCAGUGGUGGAGGCCUUGGGUUGACCAUGCGUCCAUGGUGAGAAGUGGUGAUUAUUACCUGUUUGAAACUGACAGCGAAGAGGAAGAGGAAGAGGAGGAGAAAAAAGAAGAAGAACUGCCCAAGAGAUCAGCCUUCCUGCGAGCGAUCAGAAAGUUUGCUUCGGCCCUCGUGGCUUUACCAAGAUCUAUCAUUAAACUGCCCAAAACUGUUCUUCAGUAUUUAAUCAGGGCGGCCAAGUUUGUGUAUCACACCUGGAUCGCUGACUCUAAAGCAGCCCUGAAAGAAAGAGGCAAAGGGAGACGUCAUUUCUGGAAGCGAUACGGCCGCAGACGUAGAAAAGACAAGAAAGACGGUCAUGUGGCGAUAGAGAUCGGUGAAGAAGAUCGUCAGAGUUCAGAGGAAGACAAAACGGACGGACCAGACAACAUCAUCAAGAGGGUCUUCAACAUCAUCAAGUUCACCUGGGUGCUGUUUCUGACCACCGUUGAGAGCAUCACCAAGUGGCUGAACUCCGUCUGCAGAGAAUACAUCGAUAUCUCCACCGUUCUGCGCAUCGAGCGCUGCAUGCUGACCAGAGAAGUCAAGAAGGGAAACGUGCCGUCCCGCGAGAGCAUCCAUGUGUACUACAAGAAGCAGAUGAAACUGAACGGAUCUCGUGAAUCUGGACUGGACCGGAUCAGUGAGGAGGACUCCUGCUCGAACAGAGCGCGCCGCAGACGAGUCGAUCACAGUCUGGAUUCCUUCGCUUCCAGAGACAGCAUGUCCAGCGCAUACACCGAAGCCACCAUGCUGUUGUCCUGUCAGUCCACUCUGGAUGACUUAGACGACAUGCCUCAGAAUAUUCCCAAAACCAGCGAACGCGCUCGUCCCAAACUACGCAAAAUGUAUGGUCUGGACAUGUCCAACUCCUCUGCGGACAGUGGAAGCAGCGUCAUGUCCAGUGAAGCUACUCAGUGCAUCACACUGUUCUCUCGGCAAGGAACCAACGACACUAUAGACGAGGUCGAGGACGAGAAAGAACAGGUGCAGGUGAAAGAGGACGAAACCGCUGAGACUGUUGAGGACAAACCUGAGAGAGCAGAUCACGAGGAACUGAAAGAGGAAGAAGUGAAACAGGAAGCAGCCAAUGAGCUGGAAGAGGAAGAGACACAGGAAGUGACAGGUGAGCUGCCAGAAGAAGAGAAGCAGGAAGAGACAGAUGAGCCAGAAGAGGAAGUGACACAAGAAGGGACAGACGAGCCAGCAGAAGAAGAGCAGGAAGCGACAGAUGAGCCGGCAGAGGACGCUACAGGAGAUGUGGAAGAGGAAAUCCAAUGGGAUUUAGUGGAUCCAGAGGAAGCAGUUGAAGAUGAUCAGGUUCCUCAGCUGGAUUGUGAGGAGCAUCGAGAGGAAGAGCAGUACAUUACUGAAGAUGAGGACGGUGAACAGCCGAUCCGACAGGACGAGGGCGAAUCAUCAGGACUGGAGAACGUGGUCAGCGGACAGCUUUUCACCCCGGACACAGACGCCCCCAACACCUCGGACGCUGACGUGCCGCCCAGCUACAGCAAAGCCGUGAGCUUCGACCGUCUGUCUGUGAGCUCGGACGAAAGUGACAGUGACAAACGGCUGAUGCUGAUGACGCCUGACAGCAGAUCCGAUCUGGACGACCCUCUGCUGCCCUCCAUGACCACCGAUCUGACCGCCAGCGAACUGCUGCUCAACAAAAUGUUCUAUGAUGAGGAGCUGGAAAACUCUGAGCGUUUCUAUAAAUCGCAGCCGCUCGGGCUCCAGCUGUGUUAUGCUCUCUAUAACCUGCUGGUGGCGCACUCUGAGAUGGUCUGUUUCCUGGUCAUCAUCCUCAACCACAUGAUCUCGGCUUCCAUGGUGACACUGGUGCUCCCCAUCCUCAUCUUCCUGUGGGCGAUGCUCUCUGUUCCUCGGCCCAGCAAGCGUUUCUGGAUGACGGCCAUCGUGUACACAGAGGUCACCAUCGUCAUCAAAUACUUCUUCCAGUUCAGUUUUUUCCCAUUCAACCAGAACCUGAAAGUCAACGAGGGGAAGCCAUACCAUCCGCCCAACAUCAUCGGCACAGAGAAGAAGGAAGGAUACGUGCACUAUGACCUGAUUCAGCUGCUGGCGCUGUUUUUCCACAGAUCCAUACUAAAGUGUCACGGUCUCUGGGAUGAAGACGACCCUAAAGCGUCCCAUAAGGAUGAGGGUCUUCAUCGGGAUGAUUCUGUGGACGAGGGGAAGAUGGCGGUGGUGAUUCCAGCUGAAGAAGAGAAGAAGAGUUCUCCAGCGUACUCGCUCAAGUCCGUGAACCUCGGCAGGUCCGUGGAUUCGUCCCAGGUCCAUGUGCAGAUACUUUACCCCGAGCAUCGGCCUCACCUGCGACGGCAGAGCACUUGCGGAUCUCACCUGUCCCGCCGCUCAUCUGUGCGCUCCAAACGCGGCAGCACAAGCACACGGAACAGCGUUCAUAGAGAAAACAGCAGCACAGAGCCAGAAGUACCACAGAAGAGCCGCAAAGAACUGAUUAUGGAGAAGAUCCGAGAGCAGCUCAUCAAAGCAAAGGUUUAUGUGAUCAAAAAACUGGUUGAGUUCUAUCAGCCCAUCCGUCAGUUCUUCUAUAACCUGAUCCACCCGGAGUACAACGCCGUCACAGACGUUUACGUCUUGAUGUUUCUAGCAGACACUGUUGAUUUCAUCAUUAUUGUCUUUGGCUUCUGGGCAUUUGGGAAACACCAGGGAGGUGCUGACAUCACAUCCUCGCUGUCUGAAGACCAAGUUCCCGGGCCGUUCCUCGUCAUGGUGCUCAUCCAGUUCGGCACGAUGGUGGUGGAUCGCGCCCUGUACCUCCGCAAGACAGUGAUGGGAAAAGUGAUUUUCCAGGUCGUCCUGGUGUUCGGCAUCCAUUUCUGGAUGUUUUUCAUCUUACCAGGAAUCACAGAGAGGCGCUUCAGUCAGAACCCGAUCGCUCAGCUCUGGUACUUUGUGAAAUGCAUUUACUUCGGCCUGUCAGCGUAUCAGAUCCGCUGUGGAUAUCCGACUCGCAUCCUGGGAAACUUCCUCACCAAGAGCUACAACUACGUCAACCUCUUCCUCUUCCAGGGGUUUCGUCUGAUCCCGUUCCUGACGGAGCUGCGUGCGGUGAUGGACUGGGUUUGGACGGACACGACGCUCAGCUUGUCUAGCUGGAUCUGUGUGGAGGACAUCUACGCUCACAUCUUCAUCCUCAAAUGCUGGAGGGAGUCCGAGAAGGUAAGAAAGCGGGAAAUAGCAGGCAGCUUCCUCCAAAGGCAGCAUCCUGAGCAUCUGUGUGUGUGUGUCGUGUGGCAGCGUAACCCUCAGCCACGCGGCCAGAAGAAGAAGAAGGUCGUGAAGUAUGGAAUGGGCGGCAUGAUCGUGAUGCUCCUGAUCUGCAUCGUUUGGUUCCCGCUGCUCUUCAUGUCUCUGGUCAAAUCUGUGGCAGGAGUGGUCAACACCCCGCUGGACGUGUCCGUCACGCUCACGCUGGGAGGACUUCAGCCGAUCUUCACGAUGAGUGCCCAGCAGAACCAUCUAAAAACUGUGUCUCCUGCAGAGUUUGCCGAGUUUGUAAAAAAAUACAGCUCUGAUGCAAAUGCUUUGCAGUUCCUGGAGUCUUAUAUUCCUGAGGAUUUGACCAUAGCCCAACUAGAAGGAAGUUCCAACUCGCUCUGGACCAUCAGCCCCCCGAGCAAGGAGAACCUCAUUAAAAUGCUCAGUAAAUCAACUGAGACGUUCCCUCUCACCUUCGCCUGGUCCAUACAGAGGAACCUCAGUCUAGGUGCCAAAGUUGAAACUGCAAUAGGAAAACACUACAUUGACUUGGACGAAAUUACCAGAAGUAAACUAACAAAUCUUCUGAAUGGAACCGAGCAAAAAGAAGUGAACAUCACAAACAUUUUUCCAAGAUACAUCAGAGCACCGAGCGACUCCAAUGCCAAGCCUAUUGAGCAGCUUUACCUCGGGAAACAAUACAUGAACAUCACACUGUCCUUACAUAAAUCCAACCAAAAUAGCACAGAAGGCCUCCAGGAGUGGUGGAUCGUGAAACAGACGGAAAGAGGGCCUAUAUCUUUGAAGGAUGGAAACGAAUCUGGUCUGGAGCUGUACAUCAUCAGUGACCAAGUCAGUCCACCCAGUCUGGGCUUUCUGGCUGGUUAUGGGAUCAUGGGUCUGUACAUGUCAGUGGUUCUGGUUAUCGGGAAGUUCGUGCGCGAGUUCUUCAGCGGGAUCUCUCACACCAUCAUGUUCGAAGAGUUGCCCAAUGUGGACCGGAUCCUCAAGCUCUGCACCGACAUCUUCCUGGUCCGAGAGACGGGGGAACUGGACCUGGAGGAAGACCUGUACGCCAAACUCAUCUUCCUCUACCGCUCUCCAGAAACCAUGAUCAAGUGGACCAGAGAGAAGAGUGAGUGAGUGAGGAUGAGGACGCUGACCUUCGGAGGAACUCCAUGAGAAGCGUAAAGCGGGAAUUGUGCCUCCUUCCCAAAGAGCACAGUUGAAUUGAACCAGAGAAGCUUUGCUCUUCAUGUUAACUGAUGAAACGUUAGCACUCGUGUAGUUUUCAUCCAGUGGACGUGCACUUGCUAGUGUUUUUUAAGGGCUUGAUAAGUGAACUUUAGGGCUUCCAGGCAUGCGCCACUUUGAUACGACUCUCGUCUUUGGGAGUGCAUGCGACGUUAUGGACGUAGACGAGAAAUACUCAACCUACUACAGACUUUGGGCUUGAUUUUUAACUUCUCUCUGAAGAUGAGAAACUGAAGCCCUGUAGGUGGCGCUGUGAAUUUCGUGACAAUCUCUAUUUGCCUUAUUUCAUUAGUACAAUCAACUAGACGCAUCAUUAUCCACCACCUUUCUCAGGAAUACAUUCGGAUCAUUUCAUCACGACGGGAUCUCAAGCUUUUUUCUCAUGUACAACAAAGUGUGAAGUGGAGCGUACGCAACAGUAAUAACUUCACUCCUUGGGGACUUUAAGGAGAUCAUCUGUCAUUUAUGAACACAGAUUAGGAAAGUGUGAAGGACGUUUAGUGUUUUUAUAAGGCUUGGAGUAUUAUGGCUUUUCAAAGUGAAUGGGAGAUUGUUUUCACAUUACAAUUAAUGAUUGAUCAGUUUCAGCAGAUCUUGUUAUUUAAGAGCCUCAUUUCAUGAAAUAGAAAGAAUUUGAAUGUGUUUUCUGUGUACAUUUCCUCAUACGUCCAAAUGGUUUUAUGAAUGGUUUACAUAGAAAUUAGUUCAGAAGGAAUUUCGAAUGUGUCUGUGUACUGUACAUUUGUUUGUAAAUUCAAAUGAUUUUAUGAAUGAUUUACAUCGAAUUACUAAUUUUUGAAUGUGUUUCUAUGUAUAAA
Molecule: messenger RNA, 10612 nt
Organism: Carassius auratus (goldfish)
Lineage: Eukaryota; Metazoa; Chordata; Actinopteri; Cypriniformes; Cyprinidae
Gene: piezo2b
Product: piezo-type mechanosensitive ion channel component 2b
Exons: 54
Coding region: 588-9683 (3031 amino acids)
Cellular component (GO): membrane
Molecular function (GO): mechanosensitive monoatomic ion channel activity
Source: RefSeq, a predicted model, not a curated record